CCACCAUAUAAAUAGCUGGUCUUUCUCAAACGAUCCACACAGGAAGGCAGAGGCAACAGGCUGACGGCUUUAAGAAAGAAGAUAUUUCUCCAGCAGGAUGCUGUCUGUGUCUCUACUUGUUUGUGCCUUGUUGGCUCUGUCUAAUGCUCAGAGUGAUGACAACAUAUCUGCCAAUGAAACCAUAAUUGCACCAAUUGGUGUAGAACCUAUCGUCAAACUGGCGGGAACAAACUGUCCUCUAAAUUGGGUGUUAUACCAAGGUCGCUGUUUCCUUUUUGUUCCAACACAAAUGCAUUGGGCCAAGGCUCAGGAAAACUGUCUGAAACAAAAAGGAACGCUUGCAUCGAUACACAACCUUGAUGAGUACCAGUUUAUUCAGCAGCUGACAACUGCGGAACACCUACAAACAUGGGUCGGGGGCUCGGACUGCCAAGAGGAAGGACUGUGGUUCUGGAUUGAUAGUACACAUUACGAUUAUAACCUUUGGUGUCCAGGACAGCCUGAUAAUAGCCUAGACCAGUGCUGUUUACAGAUCAAUACUGGAGGUGGCAAAUGCUGGGAUGAUGUACCUUGCAAGUCUUUGAAUCCAUCUAUCUGUGUCAUGCCAGCCAAUUAAAUCUGGAGCUGACACGGAGGCAUGCACAACCAUCAACCACACAAGCAGUUUGUGUGUGUGCAUAUUUACCUCUGCUUGUGUCAACAGCCUGACAUAGAGCCUGAAGGUUCAAUAUCAAACAGCACAUCUUUAAUUCUGUGCUAUUGUUGCAACUGCACAAGGGAUGAAAUGACAAGUGAAUUACAGAGGAGCUGGAGAGCCUUCUAGUGCUUUUAAUUAGAAGAGAUGACUCUAGUCACUUAUGUCUUGUGUCAAAAUAAAAGGAUGAAGCAUGGAAACAAA
Molecule: messenger RNA, 898 nt
Organism: Scatophagus argus
Lineage: Eukaryota; Metazoa; Chordata; Actinopteri; Scatophagidae
Product: type-2 ice-structuring protein-like
Exons: 6
Coding region: 98-616 (172 amino acids)
Source: RefSeq, a predicted model, not a curated record